CGGGGGACCUCGCUAGGAGCUGUCAUCUGGAAGGGAGCAGAGAGGAGAACAAUAAACGCAGCGAGGACGCGAACACUCAAGAAGGAGUCAGAAGCUGUUUUCCUGGUGAAGUCAUAUGAUUGGCUGAAGCAGAACUCCUUUGUCUGUGAUUGGUCAUCGAGGGUAGACGCUGUGAUUGGCUGAGAAGUUCAACAUGGACCCACACCAUCCUGGGGUUACCAACAGUUCUUAGCUCUACGACCUGUGACCUCUGACCUCUGACCCCUGGUCAAGGACUGACCUCCUAUCAGGAGGCCCCGCCUCUUCGGUGAUGAUGUCGGUAGACGUGGCCAAUAGGAAUGGCCCUGCCGUGACUCCUCCCGCCUCCCUCAGCCUUCGCUCCUCCCACAACCGUGAUGUCAGAGGCGAUGAUGUCACCAGGCAGGUGAAUUGGGCUACGCUUCCUAAGUGUCGUAAGAAGUAUUCUCUGACCAGUAUCCAGAGUGCAAUGGGGCUGAGUGACCCGACUCUUCCUCCUCCGUCGUCGUCGACUCCCAACAACCCCAAACUGGCCAAGAACGGGCUGAACGCCCUGCGCAAAGCAGCUGAACGUCAUGGACGACAUGACCACAACAAGAACACAACCCCUGACCCCGACUCAACCACAGAGGACUACAGUACAAACAAUAUAACCGGCAAUGAGGACAUCGUCACCAAGAUGAACCUCAACCUCAACCCCGACACCAAGACACAUCUGGACCUGAUAACUAACUUCACGUCCUCAGAUCUGGACCUGAUAACUAACGCAAACUCAGAUCUGGACCUGAAAACUAACGCGAACUCAGAUCUGGACCUGAAAACGAACUUCACGUCCUCAGACCUGGACCUGAAAACUAACUUCACGUCCUCAGAUCUGGACCUGAAAACGAACUUCACGUCCUCAGACCUGGACCUGAAAACUAACUUCACGUCCUCAAACCUGGACCUGAAAACUAACUUCACGUCCUCAAACCUGGACCUGAAAACUAACUUCACGUCCUCAGAUCUGGACCUGAAAACGAACUUCACGUCCUCAGACCUGGACCUGAUAACUAACUUCACGUCCUCAGACCUGGACCUGAAAACUAACUUCACGUCCUCAGACCUGGACCUGAUAACGAACUUCACGUCCUCAGAUCUGGACCUGAAAACUAACUUCACGUCCUCAGACCUGGACCUGAAAACUAACUUCACGUCCUCAGACCUGGACCUGAAAACUAACGCGUCCUCAGACCUGGACCUGAUAACUAACGCGAACUCAGAUCUGGACCUGAAAACUAACUUCACGUCCUCAGACCUGGACCUGAUAACUAACUUCACGUCCUCAGAUCUGGACCUGAAAACUAACGCAAACUCAGAUCUGGACCUGAAAACUAACUUCACGUCCUCAGAUCUGGACCUGAUAACUAACUUCACGUCCUCAGACCUGGACCUGAAAACUAACUUCACGUCCUCAGACCUGGACCUGAAAACUAACUUCACGUCCUCAGACCUGGACCUGAAAACUAACUUCACGACCUCAGACCUGGACCUGAUAACUAACGCGAACUCAGAUCUGGACCUGAAAACUAACUUCACGUCCUCAGAUCUGGACCUGAUAACUAACUUCACGUCCUCAGACCUGGACCUGAAAACUAACUUCACGUCCUCAGACCUGGACCUGAUAACGAACUUCACGUCCUCAGAUCUGGACCUGAAAACUAACUUCACGUCCUCAGACCUGGACCUGAAAACUAACUUCACGUCCUCAGACCUGGACCUGAAAACUAACGCGUCCUCAGACCUGGACCUGAUAACUAACGCGAACUCAGAUCUGGACCUGAAAACUAACUUCACGUCCUCAGAUCUGGACCUGAUAACGAACUUCACGUCCUCAGAUCUGGACCUGAAAACUAACGCAAACUCAGAUCUGGACCUGAAAACUAACUUCACGUCCUCAGAUCUGGACCUGAAAACUAACUUCACGUCCUCAGACCUGGACCUGAAAACUAACUUCACGUCCUCAGAUCUGGACCUGAAAACUAACGCAAACUCAGAUCUGGACCUGAAAACUAACUUCACGUCCUCAGACCUGGACCUGAUAACUAACUCGUCCUCAGACCUGGACCUGAAUACUAACUUCACGUCCUCAGACCUGGACCUGAAAACUAACUUCACGUCCUCAGAUCUGGACCUGAAAACUAACGCAAACUCAGAUCUGGACCUGAAAACUAACGCAAACUCAGAUCUGGACCUGAAAACUAACGUGAACUCAGAUCUGGACCUGAUAACUAACGCAAACUCAGAUCUGGACCUGAAAACUAACGUGAACUCAGAUCUGGACCUGAAAACUAACGUGAACUCAGAUCUGGACCUGAAAACUAACGUGAACUCAGAUCUGGACCUGAAAACUAACGUGAACUCAGAUCUGGACCUGAAAACUAACGUGAACUCAGAUCUGGACCUGAAAACUAACGUGAACUCAGAUCUGGACCUGAAAACUAACGUGAACUCAGAUCUGGACCUGAAAACUAACGUGAACUCAGAUCUGGACCUGAAAACUAACGUGAACUCAGAUCUGGACCUGAAAACUAACGUGAACUCAGAUCUGGACCUGAAAACUAACGUGAACUCAGAUCUGGACCUGAUAACUAACGUGAGGAUAGAGGAGGAGAGGAGGAUAGAGGAGGAAGAGCAGCAGAGGAGGAUAGAUGAGGAAGAGGAGGAGAGGAUAGAAGAAGAGGAGCACAGGCCUCUGUUGAAGAGUGAGAACCAGGUCAAAGCUCCAGACCAGGGGAGCCACCCAGACCUCCACCCUAGCUUUAGGCUCCUCAAAUCGGUUAAAGAGUCUCCGUGUCCCCCUCCUCCCUCCACACCCAGACACAACAGUCCUGAAGACACCCCUCCCCUCUCCUCCUCCUCCUCGUCCUCCUCCUCCUCCUCCUCUCCUCUGAGGCAGAAGGAUAGUGUUGUAGAGGUGAAGACAGACUGUGUUGUAAUCGGGAUCCAGGACGUGAACCCUUCUGGCUGGUCCUCUCUGUCUCAGGAGAACACCUGCCCUCCACUCCCAGAUAUCUGGAGUGGUCAGGGCUGUCAGACAGAAGGAGAUCUUCCCCCAGGCUGGAAGAGGAUCACAGACAAGGCUGAUAUCUACUUCUGGCAUAUCCCUAGUGGAGCUACACAGUGGGAGAGGCCAGCGCCCAGAGACCCUCUCAUCAGACAGGAGGACUCUAGCCUGGGGGACACCACGUCAGCCUCCCCGGCUCCAGACCACAGAGACCCUCUCACCAGACAGGAGGACUCUAGCCUGGGGGACACCACGUCAGCCUCCCCGGCUCCAGACCACAGAGACCCUCUCACCAGACAGGAGGACUCUAGCCUGGGGGACACCACGUCAGCCUCCCCGGCUCCAGACCACAGAGACCCUCUCACCAGACAGGAGGACUCUAGCCUGGGGGACACCACGUCAGCCUCCCCGGCUCCAGACCACAGAGACCCUCUCACCAGACAGGAGGACUCUAGCCUGGGGGACACCACGUCAGCCUCCCCGGCUCCAGACCACAGAGACCCUCUCACCAGACAGGAGGACUCUAGCCUGGGGGACACCACGUCAGCCUCCCCGGCUCCAGACCACAGAGACCCUCUCACCAGACAGGAGGACUCUAGCCUGGGGGACACCACGUCAGCCUCCCCGGCUCCAGACCACAGAGACCCUCUCACCAGACAGGAGGACUCUAGCCUGGGGGACACCACGUCAGCCUCCCCGGCUCCAGACCACAGAGACCCUCUCACCAGACAGGAGGACUCUAGCCUGGGGGACACCACGUCAGCCUCCCCGGCUCCAGACCACAGAGACCCUCUCACCAGACAGGAGGACUCUAGCCUGGGGGACACCACGUCAGCCUCCCCGGCUCCAGACCACAGAGACCCUCUCACCAGACAGGAGGACUCUAGCCUGGGGGACACCACGUCAGCCUCCCCGGCUCCAGACCACAGAGACCCUCUCACCAGACAGGAGGACUCUAGCCUGGGGGACACCACGUCAGCCUCCCCGGCUCCAGACCACAGAGACCCUCUCACCAGACAGGAGGACUCUAGCCUGGGGGACACCACGUCAGCCUCCCCGGCUCCAGACCACAGAGACCCUCUCACCAGACAGGAGGACUCUAGCCUGGGGGACACCACGUCAGCCUCCCCGGCUCCAGACCACAGAGACCCUCUCAUCAGACAGGAGGACUCUAGCCUGGGGGACACCACGUCAGCCUCCCCGGCUCCAGACCACAGAGACCCUCUCACCAGACAGGAGGACUCUAGCCUGGGGGACACCACGUCAGCCUCCCCGGCUCCAGACCACAGAGACCCUCUCACCAGACAGGAGGACUCUAGCCUGGGGGACACCACGUCAGCCUCCCCGGCUCCAGACCACAGAGACCCUCUCACCAGACAGGAGGACUCUAGCCUGGGGGACACCACGUCAGCCUCCCCGGCUCCAGACCACAGAGACCCUCUCACCAGACAGGAGGACUCUAGCCUGGGGGACACCACGUCAGCCUCCCCGGCUCCAGCGCCCAGAGACCCUCUCACCAGACAGGAGGACUCUAGCCUGGGGGACACCACGUCAGCCUCCCCGGCUCCAGACCACAGAGACCCUCUCACCAGACAGGAGGACUCUAGCCUGGGGGACACCACGUCAGCCUCCCCGGCUCCAGACCACAGAGACCCUCUCACCAGACAGGAGGACUCUAGCCUGGGGGACACCACGUCAGCCUCCCCGGCUCCAGACCACAGAGACCCUCUCACCAGACAGGAGGACUCUAGCCUGGGGGACACCACGUCAGCCUCCCCGGCUCCAGACCACAGAGACCGUCUCACCAGACAGGAGGACUCUAGCCUGGGGGACACCACGUCAGCCUCCCCGGCUCCAGACCACAGAGACCGUCUCACCAGACAGGAGGACUCUAGCCUGGGGGACACCACGUCAGCCUCCCCGGCUCCAGACCACAGAGACCCUCUCACCAGACAGGAGGACUCUAGCCUGGGGGACACCACGUCAGCCUCCCCGGCUCCAGACCACAGAGACCCUCUCACCAGACAGGAGGACUCUAGCCUGGGGGACACCACGUCAGCCUCCCCGGCUCCAGACCACAGAGACCCUCUCACCAGACAGGAGGACUCUAGCCUGGGGGACACCACGUCAGCCUCCCCGGCUCCAGACCACAGAGACCCUCUCACCAGACAGGAGGACUCUAGCCUGGGGGACACCACGUCAGCCUCCCCGGCUCCAGACCACAGAGACCCUCUCACCAGACAGGAGGACUCUAGCCUGGGGGACACCACGUCAGCCUCCCCGGCUCCAGACCACAGAGACCGUCUCACCAGACAGGAGGACUCUAGCCUGGGGGACACCACGUCAGCCUCCCCGGCUCCAGACCACAGAGACCGUCUCACCAGACAGGAGGACUCUAGCCUGGGGGACACCACGUCAGCCUCCCCGGCUCCAGACCACAGAGACCGUCUCACCAGACAGGAGGACUCUAGCCUGGGGGACACCACGUCAGCCUCCCCGGCUCCAGACCACAGAGACCCUCUCACCAGACAGGAGGACUCUAGCCUGGGGGACACCACGUCAGCCUCCCCGGCUCCAGACCACAGAGACCCUCUCACCAGACAGGAGGACUCUAGCCUGGGGGACACCACGUCAGCCUCCCCGGCUCCAGACCACAGAGACCCUCUCACCAGACAGGAGGACUCUAGCCUGGGGGACACCACGUCAGCCUCCCCGGCUCCAGACCACAGAGACCCUCUCACCAGACAGGAGGACUCUAGCCUGGGGGACACCACGUCAGCCUCCCCGGCUCCAGACCACAGAGACCCUCUCACCAGACAGGAGGACUCUAGCCUGGGGGACACCACGUCAGCCUCCCCGGCUCCAGACCACAGAGACCCUCUCACCAGACAGGAGGACUCUAGCCUGGGGGACACCACGUCAGCCUCCCCGGCUCCAGACCACAGAGACCCUCUCACCAGACAGGAGGACUCUAGCCUGGGGGACACCACGUCAGCCUCCCCGGCUCCAGACCACAGAGACCCUCUCAUCAGACAGGAGGACUCUAGCCUGGGGGACACCACGUCAGCCUCCCCGGCUCCAGACCACAGAGACCCUCUCACCAGACAGGAGGACUCUAGCCUGGGGGACACCACGUCAGCCUCCCCGGCUCCAGACCACAGAGACCCUCUCACCAGACAGGAGGACUCUAGCCUGGGGGACACCACGUCAGCCUCCCCGGCUCCAGACCACAGAGACCCUCUCACCAGACAGGAGGACUCUAGCCUGGGGGACACCACGUCAGCCUCCCCGGCUCCAGACCACAGAGACCCUCUCACCAGACAGGAGGACUCUAGCCUGGGGGACACCACGUCAGCCUCCCCGGCUCCAGACCACAGAGACCCUCUCACCAGACAGGAGGACUCUAGCCUGGGGGACACCACGUCAGCCUCCCCGGCUCCAGACCACAGAGACCCUCUCACCAGACAGGAGGACUCUAGCCUGGGGGACACCACGUCAGCCUCCCCGGCUCCAGACCACAGAGACCCUCUCACCAGACAGGAGGACUCUAGCCUGGGGGACACCACGUCAGCCUCCCCGGCUCCAGACCACAGAGACCCUCUCACCAGACAGGAGGACUCUAGCCUGGGGGACACCACGUCAGCCUCCCCGGCUCCAGACCACAGAGACCCUCUCACCAGACAGGAGGACUCUAGCCUGGGGGACACCACGUCAGCCUCCCCGGCUCCAGACCACAGAGACCCUCUCAUCAGACAGGAGGACUCUAGCCUGGGGGACACCACGUCAGCCUCCCCGGCUCCAGACCACAGAGACCCUCUCACCAGACAGGAGGACUCUAGCCUGGGGGACACCACGUCAGCCUCCCCGGCUCCAGACCACAGAGACCCUCUCACCAGACAGGAGGACUCUAGCCUGGGGGACACCACGUCAGCCUCCCCGGCUCCAGACCACAGAGACCCUCUCACCAGACAGGAGGACUCUAGCCUGGGGGACACCACGUCAGCCUCCCCGGCUCCAGACCACAGAGACCCUCUCAUCAGACAGGAGGACUCUAGCCUGGGGGACACCACGUCAGCCUCCCCGGCUCCAGACCACCAGGGUGAAGUGUGUAUAGCAGUGUCUCCUGGGUCUGACAGCUCCCCCUCUGACAGCUCUCUGCAGACCCCCCCACUCCACUCCAACCUUCCUGGAUUCAUCAACAGAUGCUACUUUAAGCAGCUGUGGGGUGAUGUUGGAGCUGUGAGUGGGGGAAAGAUUGAUAGUGAGAUUUGGAAGGACCUGCAGGCGGCCACGGUGAACCCUGACCCCAGCUUGAAGGAGUUUGAGGGAGCUACGCUCCGAUAUGCAUCACUACGGAACCCUCCAACACUGGAAGAGGAGGAGUCUAACAGUGACCCUGAGACCAAGUGUUUUGCGGUCCAGUCUCUGGGUUGGGUAGAGAUGGCAGAAGAGGACCUGUCGCCGGGGAAGAGUAGCGUUGCCGUUAACAACUGUAUCAGACAGCUAUCCUACUGCAAGAGCAACAUCAGAGACACUGUCGGCAUCUGGGGAGAGGGUAAGGACAUGUAUCUGAUUCUGGAGAACAACAUGUUGAACCUGGUGGAUCCGAUGGACCGCAACGUGCUUCACUCUCAGCCAAUAGCAAGCAUUCGUGUCUGGGGGGUUGGCCGAGACAAUGGCAGGGACUUUGCGUACGUAGCGAGGGAUAAGGACACCAGGAUUCUGAAGUGUCAUGUGUUCCGUUGUGACACGCCAGCUAAAGCCAUCGCUACCAGCCUCCACCUCAUCUGCUCUAGGAUCAUGUCGGAGCGUAAGCAUGCUAAAGCAUUAUCAGGGGCGUUGUCAGGGGGCGUGUCUCUACACGACAGAAUGCAGUCAGGACUAGGCCUCCCACUACAAGCAGAGUUCCCCACUCCAAAGACAGAGUUGGUGCAGAGAUUCCAGGUGCUGUAUCUGGGUAUGAUACCAGUAGACAGACCUAUAGGUAUGGACAUAGUGAACGGGGCGAUAGACAGUCUGAUUGGUUCUUCCAGUAGAGAGGAGUGGAACGCUGUUAACCUCAACGUGGCUGAUGCAACCCUCAUUAUCAGCAACCACCAGGAGGAGGAGGAGGUGUUGGUGGAGUGCAGGGUGAGGUUUCUGUCCUUCAUGGGGGUAGGGAGGGACAUCCACUGCUUUGCCUUCGUCAUGGACGGAGGAGGACAACGCUACGAGUGUCACGUGUUCUGGUGUGAACCCAACGCUGGACAGCUCUCUGAGGCCGUACAGGCUGCGUGCAUGUUAAGGUAUCAGAAGUGCCUGUUGGCUCACCCCCCCUCCCGGAGCCCCUCCUGUGACUGUGGCUCCUCCCCCCCUGGCAGCGGCGGUGGUAACCGCGGUAACGGCGUUGUGGGAGGAGAGUCUGUGUGUCAACGUGUCUCCAGCAGCGUGAAGAGAGGAGUGCUGUCCCUCAUCGCCACCCUCAAACAGAAGGGACCGCUGACCCACCGGAGUAACCGCGGAAACUAA
This is a messenger RNA of Salvelinus fontinalis (brook trout), 8572 nucleotides long. RefSeq lists its product as uncharacterized. Gene Ontology annotation, molecular function: transcription factor binding; amyloid-beta binding. Gene Ontology annotation, cellular component: nucleus; cytoplasm. Gene Ontology annotation, biological process: regulation of DNA-templated transcription. The record is from RefSeq and is a predicted model, not a curated record. NCBI's taxonomy places the organism in Eukaryota, Metazoa, Chordata, Actinopteri, Salmoniformes, Salmonidae.